AUGUUCACGAGGAGAACGGGCGUGGUGAGGGAGACUUUCUGUCUUCGACCGCCGAGGAGUAAACUGGGACAAGCUGGCUUCAAGAACAUGACCCUUCUCAACUUUGUGCAAAAUCUUCGCGAUCGAGAUAUGGUUUUGGAUUACAAGUUUGUCACUUUACUAGCUCAAUUUCGGAUCGUCGUGAACGAUGGAGCGAUAGCGAUGCUCGCAGCGGGAGUGGCACCCCGUUUCCUCCAUCAAUCCGUGUGUACCCGCUUCCUCGUCGGUUCACAAUGCAUGGUCGAGUUCGUGGCCACUGAUUAUAUUGCAAACUCAUUGCUGUAUCAGCGCUUACAAAGCAAAAGCUCCACUUAUCUUGUCGAAAAGCGUGCUCGCUCUCCGUCUUCUACGUGGAGCGAUCAACAUGUAUGCGGACCCUCGAAUGCCACUCAACAGAAACAA
Mesorhabditis belari is the source of this 441-nucleotide messenger RNA. Lineage: Eukaryota; Metazoa; Nematoda; Chromadorea; Rhabditida; Rhabditidae. The record is from the annotation of a GenBank genome assembly.